AUGCCGUUCCCCUUUGGCAAGUCCCACAAGUCGCCGGCGGACAUCGUCAAGAACCUUAAGGACAGCAUGACGGUGCUCGAGAAGCAUGACAUUUCUGACAAAAAGGCUGAGAAGGCCACAGAGGAGGUGUCAAAAAGCCUGGUGGCCAUGAAGGAGAUCCUGUAUGGGACCAAUGAGAAGGAGCCCCAAACAGAAGCAGUGGCCCAGCUUGCCCAGGAGCUGUACAACAGUGGCUUGCUCAGCACCCUAAUAGCAGACCUCCAGCUCAUCGACUUCGAGGGUAAGAAGGAUGUGGCUCAAAUCUUCAACAACAUCCUGAGGCGUCAGAUUGGCACCCGGACGCCGACGGUGGAGUACCUCUGCACCCAGCAGAAUAUCCUCUUCAUGCUGCUGAAAGGGUAUGAGUCUCCAGAGAUCGCCCUAAACUGCGGCAUCAUGUUGAGAGAGUGCAUCAGACACGAGCCGCUGGCCAAAAUCACGCUGUGGUCGGAGCAGUUCUACGACUUCUUCAGAUACGUGGAGAUGUCCACCUUCGACAUCGCCUCAGACGCAUUUGCCACUUUCAAAGACCUCCUCACAAGACACAAACUACUGAGUGCAGAGUUCCUGGAGCAGCAUUAUGACAGAUUCUUCAGUGAAUAUGAGAAGUUACUCCACUCAGAAAACUACGUGACUAAGAGGCAGUCCCUCAAGUUACUGGGGGAGUUGCUUCUCGACCGGCACAAUUUCACCAUAAUGACGAAAUACAUCAGCAAGCCGGAGAAUCUCAAACUAAUGAUGAACCUGCUGCGGGACAAGAGCCGCAACAUCCAGUUUGAGGCUUUCCAUGUUUUUAAGGUGUUUGUGGCCAACCCCAACAAGACUCAGCCCAUCCUGGACAUCCUGCUGAAGAACCAAACCAAACUCAUCGAGUUCCUCAGCAAGUUCCAGAACGACAGAACGGAGGAUGAACAGUUCAACGAUGAAAAGACUUACCUGGUCAAACAGAUCAGGGACCUCAAGAGGCCCACCCCCCAGGAGGCCUGAGGAAGGUGUGCAGAGGUGGGGGUGGGGGGGGGAGCAGCCACCAGGAUGACAACGUCUGCCUAACGGACCCAUCAGCAGCUGCUCUUCUGGUUUCUGAACAAACAAAUGGAAAAAAAACCAACGUACCCAUAUCAACUCAUCAGGAAGUCGCCAGCUCCUCCGCGUCUCAGUGAACAUUUGAUUACUUCUUUUUUUGUUUUUAGUCUUUUUUCCUUCAAAAAGAAAUACGAGAAAAUAAUAGACGCUGCUGCUUUCUUGCACAUUGAGACAUGUUAGGUAUGUUCUAAUGACAGUCCAUCAAACAUCGGGACAGAAAAUACAGUACGGCCGACUUCCAGAUAGACACGCACACCAACACACAUCAAGGAACAAAUGUAGACAAGUUUACACACACACACACACAUAUAUGUAUUACAAAAAAACAUGCAUACACACAUACUGCAACAAUAUCAGCUGGAACCGUGUGGUGGAAAUGGUACGAGCAAGUUGAACAUUGGUGUGUUGGUUGCAUGCCUUGAAAUGCGACAGCUCCGCGGCUGUACCCAGCGCCGGCGCCGGCUCCCAUGUUCAGUGCCACAGACUCUGAAAUUUGCACGCGCAUCGCAUCAACCGCUACAGUUCUCGUAUCAUCGCCUUCAUCCAAUAAAACAACGGUGGCUCAUUUUAGCGGUUUUCGUGGGGGGGAGACGAGCUCUCUGAUGCCAUCACUUAGAACCAUUUACCUCCCGUGUGCUUCGUUUUACGACACGGCACUUGAAGCACGCGAGGAAACGAGGGGGGGUGAAGGGGAUGAGAGUCGGGUCUCUUUUAUUGUUUGUUUUGGGACAGGGUGAACAUGUACAUAUGCCUUUUUGUUUUUUUGCUUUGUAGAUUUGUUUUUGUUUAACCUUAACAUAUGAAUAUAUAUUAUAUAUAUAUUACUUUAAACAUCACGGUUUUGGUUAAUUGUAAUCAAAUUACUUUCUAAACUAUAAAAGAAACAAGUUAAGUGACGUUGUUUUUUUGCAUUUCAUUUUACUGCUGAUAAAAUGGUUGCUGUUGGGUUUCUUUGUACAUAACUUAAAGGGCCGGCUCACAUUUAGCUAACCUCGUCUAGGAUAUUAACAAUUUGUACAGCGGAGGAAUGUCGCGGUGUUGGCUCUGGAUCUGUUCUUCUUCUUCUUACUCUCAUCUACAUUGUGAGCGUCUCUCAGACGGCUGGAGACCUGCAGGAGGGGAUUGGGAGAGCAUUAAGUGAGACAUUAAAGCCUGUGUUUGUGCACUUUGUGAGGUGCUGAGCGAUCAUCAUCAACUAACUGGAGUCGAGGAUAGCGCCCCCCCCCCCCCCCCCUCAAUUUCAUUAACUUGUUUUAUUUCCUCAUCCUCACCACUCUGCUGGUGGCCUGGGAGUGCUGUGUGGCCCCACAGUGAGUGUGAUUCAGGGGUGAGCUCAUCAGGACAUUGGCAACUCAGCCGCCAUUCUUACCCCUCCUCCCUUCUCUUCAGAGGGUUUAUAAUUCCAGUACAAUUGUGAGUGUAAAGCAUUGUGGGUAGCAGAGUACUCUGGGCAUGUUGGAUUGUCCUCGUGGUGCGGAGCUAAACUGAUGAAACCACAGAUUUAUUAAUGUGCAUGUGACCGACAUGGUCCAUGUAAUGAGACAUGAAUUCAUUUUAAAUUAGAAACCAUCUCAGUGCGGAUAGCCGACGGUUCUUCCAUUCGCAUCGAACAUGCAUGCUCCUCACUGGCUGUGCAUGAUGCUGUACUAAAGAUGUUGUACUGGAAUUGUUUCUUUUGUUUCCAAGUAUUUAACAACAUUGAAAUGCCAAAUUAAACCAUUGGCUGUGUGCUGACUUUGACUCCAGGUUCAGCAUAGAGCGCGUGGGUGCUUUCAGAAGUGUCAAAGGCCUGGGCCCUACAAUCGAAAUAAAGAAAAAAAACAUUUGGAAUAAAA
Anarrhichthys ocellatus (wolf-eel) is the source of this 2957-nucleotide messenger RNA. It is a transcript of the gene cab39, whose product is annotated as calcium binding protein 39. Gene Ontology annotation, molecular function: protein serine/threonine kinase activator activity. NCBI's taxonomy places the organism in Eukaryota, Metazoa, Chordata, Actinopteri, Perciformes, Anarhichadidae. The transcript is spliced from 8 exons. Gene Ontology annotation, biological process: intracellular signal transduction. The coding region runs from base 1 to 1026 and encodes 341 amino acids. The record is from RefSeq and is a predicted model, not a curated record.